Messenger RNA from Cinclus cinclus, 3200 nucleotides. RefSeq names its product UTP15 small subunit processome component (gene UTP15). The transcript is spliced from 11 exons. Gene Ontology annotation, biological process: rRNA processing; positive regulation of transcription by RNA polymerase I. Bases 126 to 1769 code for a protein of 547 amino acids. Gene Ontology annotation, cellular component: nucleolus. The record is from RefSeq and is a predicted model, not a curated record. Gene Ontology annotation, molecular function: protein binding. NCBI's taxonomy places the organism in Eukaryota, Metazoa, Chordata, Aves, Passeriformes, Cinclidae.
UCUCUACUCGCGGCAGGCGUGGUGUCCGCCAUCGCCGGACCGCAGCGUGUCCCGUUUGCCCGAGCUCAUCGGACCUUCCCGAGCUUCUUCCGCUGAGCCGGGGCCGGCCCCGCGCCCCGUCCGUCAUGGCUGCGUACAAACCAGUGGUGGUCCAGGCCUGCCCCAAACUCGGGGAGAAGAUCACGCAGGACACGCUGUACUGGCGAGGAUACAAGACACCUGUUCAGAUAAAGGAAUUCGGUGCCGUAAAUAAAAUUGACUUCUGCCCAGUCCCGCCAUAUAACUACGCUGUCACAGCAUCCUCGAGAGUAAGUGGCUUUUCUGAGGCUUUUGUGCUCUUGUUCUUCAGUUGGUAUCACGCAAGAUGUAAUGCCCUCUUGUUUUGCCAGAUCCACAUCUAUGGCCGUUACUCCCAGGAGCCCAUCAAGACGUUCUCUCGAUUCCGGGACGCGGCAUACUGUGCCAGCUACAGGGACGACGGGCGGCUGCUCGUCGCCGGCAGUGAGGACGGCAGCAUCUCCCUCUUCGACGUCAGCGGCAAAGCACCGUUGAGGCAGUUCGAGGGUCAUACCAAACCAGUUCAUCUAGCGGGCUUCCUGUCUGACAAAUACCGAAUAUUUUCUGGUGGUGAUGAUUAUUCAUCAAAUUUGUGGGAUAUUCCAAGUGCCACAAACAUAAUCUCUUACAGUGAACAUACUGACUAUGUGAGAUGUGGCUGUGCAAGUAAAGUGAAUGCAGAUGUCUUCAUAACAGGUUCCUAUGAUCACACUGUGAAACUGUUUGAUGCACGAACAAAGAGUAGUGUCCUGACAAUAGAACACGGCCAUCCCGUGGAGAGUGUGCUUCUGUUUCCUUCUGGUGGACUUCUAGUAUCUGCAGGAGGUCGAUAUGUCAAAGUUUGGGAUGUACUAAAAGGUGGACAGUUACUAGUUUCACUUAAAAAUCAUCAUAAAACUGUAACUUGUUUGUGCCUGAACAGCUCUGGACAAAGGUUAUUGUCAGGAUCCCUGGACAGGCAUGUGAAGAUUUACAGUACUACAUCCUACAAAGUAGUCCACAGCUUCAACUAUGCAACAUCCAUCCUCAGUCUUGCGUUGUCACCUGAAGAUGAAACCAUAGUUGUAGGCAUGACCAAUGGGGUGCUGAAUGUCAAACACAGAAAACCAGAAGAAAAGAAUGAAAACUCUCAAAAGAAGAGACAACCAGCAUAUAGAACCUAUGUGAAAGGAAGAACUUACAUGCCGAAACAGGAAGAUUUCUGUGUUAGUAAACCUGUAAAACAUGUUUUGAGAAAGUAUGAUAAGUUGCUGAGAAGCUUUCAGUCUUCCAAGGCUCUUGAUGCAGUAAUGGAGCCACCCAUCAUGCUUCAUACUCCUGAAGUCACGGUUGCAGUCAUGCAGGAACUACAUCGCAGAGGAACACUGAGAAGUGCACUUGCAGGCCGAGAUGAGAAGCAAGUUAAUCUCCUGCUUACGUUUGUGGCAAGGCGUGUGAUUGAGCCUAGAUUUACUCCAGUGUUGGUGACUGUUGCCGAUAUGAUCACUGACAUUUAUCAGCCUGUGGUUGGGCAGUCAGCAAUAGUUGAUAAACAGUUCCUGAAACUCCAGCAAGCUAUCGGAAAAGAAAUUGACUAUCAAGAAGAACUACUAGAAGUUUUGGGAAUGAUGGAUACGCUGUUUGCUACUUUUACUAAGAAAAAAGAUACAUGUCUAGAAGAGAACAAAAGCAAUGGUGUUACAGAGAUCAUUGAAACAAAUAAGAAUUACUGACACCCAUCACAACAAAUUGUCACAAUUGUGAACUUCAAAGUCAUGACCUAUUCUCCUGGUAACUUCUUAUAAUGGUGACUUUGAAAAUAAGCCUCUCUAUGCUGAAAUUCUGUCUUUUAAACCAUGUUGCUGAAUAGGCUUGAUUACUGAAGACAGAGAAAGAGGACAUUUUCAAGAUUGUCCAUGCAAUUUUUUUCAAACAAGUUAGUUUUAAAGUUCUAUUUCAGAGUUACAUAACUUCUUAAGGAUCUACCUGGUGUGAUUUUUGGUAGAGGCAGGGCUGUAGGGGUGGCUUCUGUGAGAAGCUGUCAGAAGCUUCCUUCACAUUUGGCAGAAUCAAUUCCUGGUGGCUUCAGAGAUGGAUGUGCUGCUGGCCAAGGCUGGGCCAACUAGAAAUGGUGAUAAAAAAACUAUUGCGCAGUUGGAAUUGGGCCAGAGAAGAGCAGAGUGAGAACAUGUGAGAAGAAUAACCCUGUGGACACUGAGGUCAGUGAAGAAAGAGGAGCAGGAGAUGUUCCAGAUGGUCCAGAUGCUAAGGUUCCCAUGCAGCCCAUGGUGUAGCCCAUGGAGAUCCUUGGGGAAUGCAGAGAUCCAUCUGCAGCCCAUGGAGGAGCCCAUGGAGAUCCUUGGGGAAUGCAGAGAUCCAUCUGCAGCCCAUGGAGGAGCCCAUGGAGAUCCUUGGGGAAUGCAGAGAUCCAUCUGCAGCCCAUGGAGGAGCCCACACUGGAGCAGGUGGAUGCCUGGAGGAGGCUGUAACCCCAUGGGAGACCUCUGGAGAGAGGGGCCGUGCUCCCAGGCUGGAGCAGCCUGUCCUUGGAGGGGACUGCACCCUGUGGAAGAGUGACCCACACUGCAGCAGUGUGGGGAGGACUGGGUGCCCGUGGGAUGGACUGACACUGGAGAAGUUCAUGAAUCCCAUGAGAGGGGACCCCACAGUGCAGCAAAGGAAGGACUCCUCUCCCUGAGCAGUGGGAGAAGCCACAAGUCAUGAACUGACCACAACCCCACUCCCUGUCUCCCUGUGCUGCUGGGGGAGGAGGGAGGGGUGGGGGUGGGAGAAGGUGUUUUUAAGGGUUUAUUUACUUCUCAUAGUCCUGCUCUGAUUUUGUUUAGUAAUAAAUGUAAUUAAUAUCUCUAAGUUGAGCCUGUUUUGCCCAUGAUGGUAUUUGGUGAGUGCUCUCCCCCUGUCCUUGUCUCAACACACAAAUCCUGUUAUAUUAUCUCUCCCCUGUCCAACUGCAGUGAGUGAAUAAGGGGCUUUGGUGUCUGCCUGGUGUCUGGCCAGCACCAGCCCACUAAAGGUGUGUGUGUCCAGUACUGUCAGCAGCCAACAAUUUUUGGUUUUUAUUUACUGGAAAAUAACUGAUGUUUGUGUAAUUUUAAUGUGUCACUGUCCUUAUUUAAAGCUCGUAUCCAAUGUCACAUCCUUGG